AUGAUGAAAAAACUAAAACGACGACUGUCCCUUACAUUAAGAACUGGGCGUGGUCUAGAUGAGAGUUUAUCUGAACUGGCAGAACAAUUAACAGUAGAAGACAGAAGUCAAUCAGUACAAGAGGUUAGGGAAAAUGGCAUAGUACAUGAAAUACCUCGAAUUGGAUCAGAUGGUGAAAGUGAAGAAAUAUCAGGAACUUCAGAUGAGAAAGAUGACAAUAUAUCUCCAGUCAAACGAAGACAUAAAAAUCGUAGAAUUAAUGAGGAAGUAAUGAAAAGAUUGUCUCUACCAGCUGAUAUUCGUCUUCCUGAAAAUUUCUUAGCACGACAAAGUUUAUCUCUUAGUCCAGACGGUCAAUUGACACGACAAUCUCGUAGAAAAUCUCUUUCUGAAAUAGGAUUUGGUAAACUAGAAUCUUAUACUAAAUUAGAUAAAUUAGGAGAGGGAACAUAUGCCACGGUAUUCAAGGGAAAGUCUCGCUUAACAGAUAAUUUAGUUGCUUUAAAAGAAAUUAGGUUAGAACAUGAAGAAGGUGCCCCUUGUACAGCAAUCAGAGAAGUUUCAUUAUUACGGGAUCUCAAGCAUGCUAAUAUAGUAACAUUACAUGAUAUUAUACAUACAGAAAAAUCUCUUACUCUAGUCUUUGAAUAUUUGGAAAAAGAUCUCAAACAGUACAUGGAUGAUUGUGGUAAUAUAAUGAGUAUGACAAAUGUCAAGAUAUUUUUAUACCAAUUAUUACGAGGGCUAGCAUACUGUCAUAAACGAAGGGUACUACAUCGAGACUUGAAACCUCAGAAUUUACUUAUUAAUGAGAGAGGCGAGUUAAAACUAGCAGACUUUGGAUUAGCGAGGGCCAAAUCUAUUCCCACCAAAACAUAUUCCAAUGAAGUUGUGACGUUAUGGUAUCGUCCACCUGAUGUUUUAUUAGGGUCUACAGAAUACUCCACACCAAUUGAUAUGUGGGGUGUUGGUUGUAUAUUUUAUGAAAUGGCGUGUGGUCGGCCGUUAUUUCCUGGUUCCACUGUAGAAGAUGAGUUAUUAUUAAUAUUUAAAGCGUUAGGAACGCCUACUGAACAGGAAUUUCCAGGAAUAAGUUCCAAUGAGGAAUAUGUCUCAUAUAAUUUUUCUCGAUAUAAACCAGAACCAUUGAUCAACAUUGCACCGAGGUUAGACCAUGAUGGAUUAGAUUUAUUGUCAAAAUUUUUAAAGUAUGCAGCAAGGAACAGAAUGUCGGCAGCCUCAGGCAUGACUCAUUCAUUCUUCAAUUCAUUUGGGUCCACAAUUCACAGAAUACCAGAUACUGUCUCAAUAUUUACUAUACCAGGUAUAUCAUUACAUAGAGAUCCUGGUAUACGUUCAUCAUCCUUAGCAGCCUCAGGCAACAGACGAAGACAGAGUAUGUUAUUUUGA
Messenger RNA from Lottia gigantea (owl limpet), 1410 nucleotides. RefSeq lists its product as hypothetical. The record is from RefSeq and is a predicted model, not a curated record. Gene Ontology annotation, cellular component: nucleus; cytoplasm. NCBI's taxonomy places the organism in Eukaryota, Metazoa, Mollusca, Gastropoda, Lottiidae. The transcript has 15 exons. Gene Ontology annotation, molecular function: ATP binding; protein kinase activity. The coding region runs from base 1 to 1410 and encodes 469 amino acids. Gene Ontology annotation, biological process: protein phosphorylation.